AUGUUGCCGGCAGUGUGGAGAAGCACGAGAUUGACGAAGCGAUUCCUUUGUAAUAAUGGCUGGUUAUCAGCUCACAAACUAUUUUAUUCAACAGAUAAUAACGAAAAGAUCAGGUCUGUCCGUAGAGAUGCUUUAAUGUCGCUGAACUACCACCUCGAUCACGUGGACAACGAUGUACCGGAAGCUGUCGUCAAACAUCCGGGUCUUUCCUACGCCGACUACGAUUCUAAUGGUCAGCCGAAGAUUUGGAUGAUAAUGAAAAUUUUGGAAUCUGUUAGGUUUUUCGCCCAUCACGUGCCAUUAGACAGUACCGGAAGGACGUUCAGGGACUAUGAACAAGUAACAAGGGAUUGUCUAAUCUUUCUUGUCACUUCGGAGUUCGUUCUUAGUAAGGAAAUUUACAAACCAUCCCAACUCACAACCUGGAUGAGGACCAGUAUCAAAGGAGGUUAUGUAGGAAAAUCGUCAUUGAAUUCCUUAACAGAAAUGAGAUCCGAAAAUGGUGAAAAAUUCUUGGCUUCCAAUAUCAAUCAUGUGGUGUGCGUGGGCAAGCAAAGUAGACGACCGAUGUCUUUCCCGUUGUGGUGGCGGGAAAAAUAUUCAGAAUCGGGUAAAAAACAUCAACCAUUAAAUUUAAAAAGGUUUGACAAACCUGACGGAGCGAGUGUUUAUAAUACCAAUAUAGCGUGGAGCGACACUGAUGCCAAUUUACACACAAACUGGACGUCAUACGCACGGUUCGCAGUGGAUGCUGCCCAUCAUUGUCAUCAAAAUGGCGCUUUGGAGAAUUUCGAGGAUAACUUUUCAAAUGGCAUUCAUAAAGUUCAAAUCUAUUUCUACGGAGAAAGCGUGCAGGGCGACAAACUGACCGUACACACGUGGCAGGAUAAAAGUGACCACCGUAUAUUAAUGAUGGAUAUAUACAACAAGGAAAAAUCUAUAUGUCAAAUUAAACUGUUCUUUCACUAAACACUAUCAAUAUUGUUUAAACAGUAAUAUAUUAUAUAGUCAAGUUUAUGUUGAUAUUCAACAAAACUACAAUAUAGUAUUAAAUAUUUUAACAGGCAUAAA
Ylistrum balloti is the source of this 1071-nucleotide messenger RNA. RefSeq lists its product as uncharacterized. The record is from RefSeq and is a predicted model, not a curated record. Lineage: Eukaryota; Metazoa; Mollusca; Bivalvia; Pectinida; Pectinidae. Bases 1 to 969 code for a protein of 322 amino acids. The transcript is spliced from 3 exons.